CUCAUUCUGCUGCCACUUCUCCUUAAUGGGGAAGUCGUCUUGAAACAGCUGAGCGAGCGGGUCAUCACCACACGCUACGGAAAGGUCCGAGGCUUGCUCGUGGAGUUCCCGAACAGGCAUCUCCGUCCUGUGGAGGCGUACCUUGGACUGAGAUAUGGAGAUCUGGAUUCGGGCGGGAUGAGAUUCAUGCCGCCCAAAAACCCCAAGGAAAUGUGGAACAGGAUACGUGUGGCGGUCAAGCAUCAGCCCGUGUGUCCACAACCGAGGCGCCACGAGCGGGAGUACAGCCAGCAGUUACCUGAGGGCAGGGUAGCCCACUUACGGAAUAUUACCCCAUUUUUAACAGAGCAGAAGGAGGAUUGUCUCAACUUGAAUUUAUACGUGCCUAUACAAGGUAGG
Messenger RNA from Lymnaea stagnalis (great pond snail), 399 nucleotides. Lineage: Eukaryota; Metazoa; Mollusca; Gastropoda; Lymnaeidae. The record is from the annotation of a GenBank genome assembly.